Molecule: messenger RNA, 1338 nt
Organism: Amphibalanus amphitrite
Lineage: Eukaryota; Metazoa; Arthropoda; Thecostraca; Balanomorpha; Balanidae
Product: blastula protease 10-like
Exons: 1
Coding region: 398-1267 (289 amino acids)
Biological process (GO): proteolysis
Molecular function (GO): zinc ion binding; metalloendopeptidase activity
Source: RefSeq, a predicted model, not a curated record
UCUGCGCCGCGUGCUGCUGCUGUCGGUGCUCGCGGUAGCUGUCGAGGCUCGUCCCGGCCGGGCCGGGCAGCCCGAGCCGCCGCCCGUGCCGCCGUUCCGCCUGCUGCCGCCAUUGAAUGUCACUCUGCCCGACGGCACAGUUCGGGAGCUGUUCGAAGGAGACAUCCUACUCUCCAAAGAGCAGCGCCUCAGCCGCAAGGGUCUCCUCAGCCAGACCUGGACGAACGGCGUCGUGCCGUUUGUUAUCACAUCGUCUUCGUCCAGCGAGAGCUCCGUCAUCCUGGCGGCCAUCGCCCACUGGGAGGCGGUGACGUGCAUCACUUUCCAGCAGAAGUCGGAGAGCUACAGCGGCGGACCACACGUGCGCUUUAUCAAGAGCGAUGGGUGCUGGUCGGCCAUGGGUAUGACGAACUCGAGCAGCGGCCAGCUACUCAGCGUCGGCGACGGGUGCCAGUAUCUGGGCGUGGUGGCGCACGAGAUCGGCCACGCCAUCGGCUUCUUCCACGAACAGUCCCGCGGUGACCGGGGCAACCACGUGACCGUGGUCUGGGACAACAUCAAGAGCGAGAUGGCCUUCAACUUCCGUAUCGAGACGGCCGCGCAGUGGCUCGGCGUGCCGUACGACCUGGGAUCGCUGAUGCACUACGGUGGGUUCGGCUUCACAAGUAACGGGUUCCCAACCAUCGUCACCAAUGACAUCCUGCAGUCGGGACUGAUUGGGAAUCUCGAGGGUCUCUCGCACCGCGACAAGCACCUGGCCAGCCUGAUGUACCUCUGCGACGACAGCUGCUCGUCCCCGCCCACCUGCGCCAACGGCGGCUACGUGGACAGCAGCUGCACGUGCGUGUGUCCUCCGGGAACCAGCGGCACCACGUGCCAAACCGUCACGGGCACCUACUACGAGGCGCCGUGCGGCGACCAGGACAUCACCACGGCCGGCACCAUCACCUCGCCCGACUACCCCAACCUGUACCCUCCCGGACAGCACUGUGUCUGGAUCGUCACCGCGCCCGCAGGCCAGCGGGUCCGCAUUCAGUUCGGCACCUUCAAGAUCCUCUACCGCUACGAUGUCAAGUGUCCCUGGGACUGGGUGACCGUGCACACCGACAGUGACUCGAUUCCAGACUACGUCAACUGCGGCACGGAGCUGCAGAAUCAGGUGAUCACGUCGUCCGGCGGUCGGCUGGCCCUGGAGUUUCACAGCUAUGGUGGCGGCUCCUACCCAACUCUUCAGUCGGGCUUCACGGCGAGCGUCACGUUCGUCUGAUAGACAGACCACGGCGAGCGUCACGUUCGUCUGAUAGACAGACGACGCCGGCCAACAGCCUCCCAGUGGUA